AUGGAAUAUACUGAUGCAGAAUGGAAACGCUUAAAAGAUGCGAAUCGGGAUCUCUCAAUUCUAUCUGGAGGCGAGGCCAGCUUGUUCCAUGGAAGUACUGUGUGUGAGAGAAGCCGCGCCACAACGUCUACGGACAGGUCUAGUGCCAAGUCUGGCGAGACCGAUACAGGGGGGAGCGAUAAUAACAGGACAAAUAUAUUGAAAGUGGAUAGAAACAAAAGUACACACGCAGAGACCACACUUACCGUAACACCAAGAGACUAUCGAUCUUCUCAGGAUGAGACCCAGGAGGUUAACGUUUCUAAUGGCAGCCGCGGGAGCAAUUCAUGUGCCGUGUGUGGCAAUAAUGAUGCGAAGGUUUGCACACAGUAUCGCACCAUCUACUACUGUGGGGUCAAGUGCCAGAAGCAGGACAGACGCCGACACAAACCAGACUGCAAGGCUAAACCCCAGGAUAAGACAUAUACCGAAUCCAACAAUCCUGAGGCCUAG
This is a messenger RNA of Sphaeroforma arctica JP610, 492 nucleotides long. RefSeq lists its product as hypothetical. The record is from RefSeq and is a predicted model, not a curated record. Bases 1 to 492 code for a protein of 163 amino acids. The transcript has 2 exons. NCBI's taxonomy places the organism in Eukaryota, Ichthyosporea, Ichthyophonida.